AUGGGUGAGUUGGUCAGCAGCGCACAUUCACACACAGACACACAUGCCAAUACACAAGUGUCGGACAGGACCGCCUCUGCGGCGAGAACUCGUACGUCGGAAACAAAUCCAUUCAGAGCAGUCAGAGGUGAUCUGGUGUUUGGAACUAUCCGUCCCGAAUACUCUGAUGGACCCAUGACCUACGAAUUCAACAGGUCAGAGGUGAUCUGGUGUUUGGAACUAUCCGUCCCGAAUACUCUGAUGGACCCAUGA
Molecule: messenger RNA, 252 nt
Organism: Opisthorchis viverrini
Lineage: Eukaryota; Metazoa; Platyhelminthes; Trematoda; Opisthorchiida; Opisthorchiidae
Exons: 2
Coding region: 1-252 (83 amino acids)
Source: RefSeq, a predicted model, not a curated record